This is a messenger RNA of Cuscuta europaea, 1476 nucleotides long. Lineage: Eukaryota; Viridiplantae; Streptophyta; Magnoliopsida; Solanales; Convolvulaceae. The record is from the annotation of a GenBank genome assembly.
CACCAAUUGAGGUAUGGACCUCACUCCCUCUCAUUAUUGUCAAGUAAGACAAAGAGGGGCUCUCCGUACCUCUUGCACCCAAUCAAUUCGGCCAAGGCUUCCAAAGACAAGAAGAAAACCUCUGCAAAAUAUUCCCUCCAUAGCCAAGAACAUAACUCAAGCUCAAGAAGGUCCAAGAAGGAAGUUUAAGGAAGAAAAAGGAAGGAAAGGUGUGGUGGAUUAAGGUAAUGACCUUAUAACUGUUAGAUUAUUGGAUUUAUACUACAUGUAAUAUUCACAAUAUAUUAUUUAUCGGGUUUAAUUGUAUGUUAUAAGCUAUCUUAUAUUUAGGCUCAAAAUUAGUGGUCUUAUGGAUAUUAAUAGCAUCCCAGUGCUUAACGGCACGAAUUUUAAGGAAUGGAAAGAACGUUAUGAUUGUUCUCGGUUGCAUGGAUCUAGACCUUGCACUUCGGACCGAGAAACCCGCCGCUCUUAAGGACACAUCUACCCUUGAUGAAAAGAGAGAGAUGGAGAGGUGGGAACGCUCAAAUCGCAUGAGUCUAAUGAUCAUGAAACGUGCAAUUCAAGAAUCAUUCAGGGGCACAAUGUCUGAUGAGGCUGAUGCCAAAUCGUUCCUUGCCGAACUUGAAAAGCGUUUUGCUAAAAACAAAAAGGCGGAAACUAGUACUCUUUUGAGCACUCUUGUUUCCAUGAAGUAUAAAGGCAAAGGAAACAUAAGGGAGUACAUUUUGGAAAUGUCUCACAUUGCUUCAAAACUAAGUGCACUAAAGCUUGUUUUACCUGAGGAAUUGCUUGUGUAUUUAGUUUUGAUCUCUCUUCCUUCUCAAUUUAAUCAAUUUAAAGUCAGUUACAACUGCAUUAAGGAGAAAUGGUCUCUCAAUGAGAUCAUUUCUCAUUGUGUUCAAGAGGAAGAGAGAAUAAAGCAAGAUAAUACAGAAAGUGCUCAUUUGGCAUUUACCUCUAAGGGCAGCACGAAAAGGAAAAUUAAGGAAGCUGCAAAUUCAGGGCCUCCCAUGAAGCAUCAUAAGGAAACUAAGGAAUCUGGAUGCUACUUUUGCAAAGGGACUAAUCACAAGAAAAAGAACUGCACUAUUACCACGCUUGGCGUGCGAAAAAGGGGUUGCCUGAGCUGCCGAAAACCAAUUAAUGGUGAAAGAUACAUCUAUGUCGGUGAUGGCAAGCAGGUUGAAGUUGAGGCUAUCGGUGUUUUUAGAUUAUUAUUAAAGACUGGUUUUUAUUUGGAUUUGAAAGAGACAUUUGUUGUGCCGUCAUUUAGGCGGAAUUUAAUUUCUAUUUCUGCAUUGGACAAAUUUGGUUAUUCUUAUUCAUUUGGAAAUAGUCAGUUCAGUCUAUUUCAAGAUUCAAAACUUAUUGGUACUGAUCUUUUAUCAGUUUAUGAUAAUCUAUAUUCACUUGACAUAAAUACCUCAUAUAAUGAAACCUUGCAUGUAAGUACUCGUGGUACUAAAAGAAAAU